AAUGAUUAUUUUAGGCCUAGUGACGUCCCUGAUAUCACUGCAAAAAAUGAAAUCAUAUUAGCCAAAGUCUAAUAUGGCACAUGAUCCAGACAGAUAAACUCAGCUACUGUUCAAUCGUCAGGCAUGUUUUGAAUUCAAUAUCAUUACAUUAGACCUUUUCUACAUCAGCCAUGUAUGCAUUCAUGAAUCAAUUAUAUAAUACAUUUUACUUAGAUUUGUAAAAACAAACUACAUAACAAUAUAAUGGUAAUAAUUUAUUUGAAUGGUACAUCUCUAUUGUACCAUUCAAUAGAGAUGUAGCCUUGGUCUAUUCACAAUACAGGUGAAGGCAUAUUCAAUAGGAGUGUGUGCAUGCAUUGAGUUAUUGAGCCUGUUUUGGCUGAUUUCAUCGGGCUACAGAUGACACAAUUUGAAACCCUUCCAUUUGGGACUUAUUUUAUUGAACCGAUCAACAACCUUUGCAUGAAGGAAGCUUAUUUUCUAAAAGUGUGCGCUGUCUCUUUAACCAGUGAUGGCUUCAUUCAGGAGGCAGGCAGUUUGCUGAGGCAAUAGAUGGGUUAGCUGACAGCGUCACUAAAACGAUGUGCCCGCUUCCAUGGGGCAGAAGUCAGCAUGUUGUGAUGGCCAGAUUGCUACAAGAAUGACAAACUGCCAUGUGGGGAAUCGUAAGUGACUCGUUUCACUUUGUUUCAUCAUGUUCUUGAUACCAUGUCCUGUUUUGACUGAUUUCAUAUCUAUGCUAAUAUUGCAAAACAUUUGCUAGCUAGCUAACCAGCAUCUGUAACGAUGUAUUUGAGACAAGUGCUCAUUUUGCAAAUGCAUUUGUUUUCAAUAAAUAUUAAAGACCAAUAACUUACAUGUUGUCAACAAUCUAAGCCAGCCCCAUCUGUUUUGCCUCAUAGUUGCGCACGGUUCGAGCCCUGAAUGCUGAUUGGCGGACAGCUGUGGUAUAUCAGACCGUAUACCACAGAAACCAAGAAGAAGUGGAUGCUCUAGAAGGGAAGCAAAGUCCUCCUCCAGAAACGGUUUGCUGGAAUGGGUAAUCUUCUAAAAGUCCUUACAAGGGAAAUAGAGAACUAUCCACAUUUUUUCCUGGACUUUGAAAAUGCACAGCCCACAGACUGUGAGAGAGAUGUAUGGAACCAGGUGAACGCAGUGCUCCAGGACUCUGAGAGCAUCCUCUCUGGCCUACAGGCCUACAAGGGAGCCGGACAGGAGAUACGAGAGGCCAUUCAGAACCCCAAUGACAUGAUCCUACAGGAGAGAGCCUGGAACUCAGUCUGUCCCUUAGUCAUACGACUCAAAAAGUUGUACGGCUUCUCGCUGAGACUAGAGAGGGCCCUUCAGAGCCUGCUGGAGUCCCUGACAUGCCCCCCGUACACCCCCACCCAGCACCUAGAGAAGGAGCAGGCUCUGGCCAAACAGUUUGCUGAGAUCCUUCACUUUACCCUGCGCUUCGACGAACUCAAGAUGAGAAUUCCUGCCAUCCAGAAUGACUUCAGUUAUUACAGGAGGACCAUCAGCCGAAACAGGAUAAACAACAUGAAUUUGGAUAUAGAGAGAGAGGUCAACAAUGAGAUGGCCAACAGAAUGUCACUGUUCUACGCCGAGGCAACGCCCAUGCUGAAAACCUUAAGCACAGCUACGACAAACUUCGUAACAGAGAACAAGACAUUACCCCUGGAGAACACCACUGACGUUCUCAGUACAAUGGCCAGUGUCUGUAAAGUCAUGCUGGAGACACCAGACUACACGUGCCGGUUCAACAGUGAGGACACGCUGCUGUUUUGUAUGAGAGUGAUGGUUGGAGUCAUCAUCCUGUACGACCACGUCCAUCCCAACGGAGCCUUCAACAAGUCCUCCAAGAUAGACAUGAAGGGAUGCAUAAAGGUCCUGAAAGAACAGCCAGCAGAUAAUGUUGAAGGUCUCCUGAACGCCCUCAAGUUCACCACCAAACACCUGCACGACGAGUCCACUCCAAAAAACAUCCGCUCCAUGCUUCAGUAACGUUUUCAUAUGAAGAGGAUCCAUGUACUGACCUCAACGAAAGAUGUAUAUGUUUACAUAAUUUAAAAGACUGGAUGUUCAUACUUGUGUAUUUACAUAGUCAUUCCCUGCAAGUUACUGAAACGUAUAGAACGUAUUGCCUUUUACUGUUAUUAUGUUAACAUUACCUUUCAGCCUUACAAACUGAGCUUGGCAAGUAGCAUUUGGAGAAACAAGCACUCUGGUUGGUUCCUGUGACUGAGCCAAGCACUCUGGUUGGUUCCUGUGAGUGAGCGGGCGAAUGAAAGGAGCUUCAUCUGUGGUUUGUGUCAACAAAAGAUGAAUUCCAAAUCAACUCCUAGCCUGGGGUGUAUUCAUUAGUCGGAUUCCGUUUGCAAAGGAAACCGUUUACCGCAGCAACUAAACGGAAACAAACCGAGCAGACGGAACCAAACUUGGAGGGACCUACCUGCAUGUGUCCAAUAGAAACUCUUGUUUCUGUUGCAAAACGUUUUCCAAUUGAAAUAAACGUUUUCCGUUGCAAAACUUUUGCAAAGGAAUCUGACAUAAUGAAUACACCCCAUGUUCCAGAUCUGUUUGUCCUGUCUCCUGUGGAUGGCAAGGUGAAGAUAGUUCAACCCGACUCAAUCCUCUCCUAUCUACAAGAGUGCCUAGGAAGUAGGGGCUGGUUUGGAAUUUAGCAAGGGAUGUGUUGAGGGGAAAAAGUGAUGGCUUUCAUAUAACAUGUUCUCAGUAAGUUGGUGGACUCUGUGCCUUGUUGGCAAGAAAAUGACAAAGGCAGUACGUGCCAUAAGAAAUAAACAGAUCAACCAAAUGUUUAUUUUUUACCUGUAUGACAGGAGGAUUGGGACACAGUGUGAUUUUAGGGGUUUUUCUUGUCUGUAUUUGGGACUCUGUAUCUAACAGAAAUCUAUUGUUCAAAAAAGCAGCUUUAAAUCAAAACUGUCAGGUUAUAUUUAAGUGACACGGAGCGGCAAAAACAAUUCCUUCCACCGCUUUUGUGAUCUCUACUCCUGUAGUAGGAUGGCGGUGAUGAUGAUGAACCUUCUAGUCAUUCUCCUUUCUACUGUAAGACCAGUCAGACUGUUGCCCCAUUCUCUACCCCUAUAGACCACCACAGUAUGAGUCAUAAUACCCAUAAAACCUAGCAGUCAAAUAAGGAAAUGGUUCCAAUUGUUUUUCUACCAUUAAUUUUUCCUAUAGGGGAUUUUAGAAACACUUAAAAUAAGGGCUGUCUUUCAUGUAGGCUAACCCUGGUGUGAGUUUUAGAUAAAUGUUACAUUUCUCUAGGACAAAGUGACUUUUAUCAAUAUAUUUGCCUCUAUUUAAUCCCCCCCAAAUGAAAUGCUAAUUAGUUGCUAUCAUAAAGAACUACAAAUGCCAUGAUGAGCUGGACUAGACUGCCAAAUUUAGGCAAAGGUAGUUCAUCCAGAGAUUCUUAUCUGUUAGCUAAAUGUAUUUAAUAAAUCAAUUGGCUACAUUUCUUUAAAUUGACAAUUCUGUGAACUGUCUUUUGAACGUUUUAAAUUGACCGGUGGUGUACAAAUACUUUAAAGUACUACUUAAGUAGUUUUGGGGGUAUCUGUACUUUGCUGUUUAUAUUUUUGACAACUUUUAAUUUGACUUCACUGCAUUUCUAAAGAAAAUAAUGUACUUUUUACUUCAUACAUUUUCCCUGACACCCAAAAGUACUCAUUACAUUUUGAAUGCUUAGUGGGAUAGGAAAUUUGUCCAAUUCACACACUUAUCAAGAAAACAUCCCUGGUCAUCCCUGCUGCCUCUGAUCUGGCGAACUCACUAAAAACGAAUAGUUUGGAAAUUAUGUCUAAGUUUGGAGAGUGCCCCUGGCUGUCCGUAAAAAAAUAUAUAUAUAUAGAAUUGUGCCAUCUGGUUUACUUAAUAUAAGGAAUUUGAAAUUAUUUGUAGUUUUACUUUGAUACUUAAGUAUAUUUAAAACCAAAUACUUUUAGACUUUUCCUUAAGUAUUUUACUGGGUGACUCACCUUUUAAUUUUCUAUCAAGGUUUCUUUACUUUUACUCAAGUAUGACUAUUGGGUCACUUUUUCCACCACUGAAAUUGACACAAUACCUCUUAGCACAGGUGUCAGCUAGAGAUGACGUGCAGGAGUUUGUAGGGAUUUGUAGUCUUGUAUGAUGUCUAUUUUGAUGCUAAUUAGCAUUUUAUAAUCUGAGAGUAAAUAGGGCAGAAUAUAUUGAUAAGUCACCUUGUCCAAGAAUGAUUUUCACGGUUAUCAAAAUGCCACACCAGAGUAAGCCUAGACGAAAGACAGCUCUUAUUUGAACUGUUUCUAAUAUCCCCUAUGGGAAAAAUGAAUGGUGGGAAAACGAUUGGAACCAUUUCCUUGUUUGGCCUCUAGGUUCUAUGGAUGUUAUGACACCUACUCUGUGGGACUCUAUAGCUGAAGUGUACACUCGUUCCCUCCCCCAUUGUUUUGGUGUAUUGAGUACAGGGAGUUCUCACACCUGUCCAUUCCAUGAAGAGGUGUGUACCUUUACACACUUUGAGAAGUAGGGUUGGGAGUUGGACUGCGGUGAAAAAUAAAUCCCUGAAAAUGUAUCAUUUCAGUAUACAAAGUGCCAUUCUGAAGAAUAAAGCCUGGUCUCUAUUUUAAUUUUUUUCCUUUCAUCCAAAAUAGAAAGAUAUUUGUGUCACCUGAUUUUGUUUGGAUUGACUCUGUUUAAAUCUGGAGUCUUGAUUCGACGUUAGAUGAACUAUAUGUCAGACUGUUGUUAAACCUGUAACUUCUGGUUUGUUUUGAGCUGCUCUUUGUGUAGACCAUUGUUUCAUGCUAAUGAACGUUGACCAAAGGGCAUUAUAGGAGUAUUCUCUAAACUCAUUCAGCUUGUAUACAAUGGCGUAUGUAUAUUUGACAUGGUUCAGUGGUCAAUUGAAUUAAUAUAAUUAUUAACUGGAGAACAAUAUUGGAAAGUUGUGUACAAAACGGCAGGAUUGUGAGUUGCGUCUCUAAUGAAAAUACAUGGUGUUCUAUGAAUUGGAGGAAGUGUUGUUUGGUGAUCUGACUUAACAUAUAGGUCAGACAAUCGCAUGUUAGGAUUAAUGACUUGUAGAAAUCCUGUGGUGUGCUGCGGUCUCGCUCCUGUCUGUCCAGACGAACGUGGAAUUUAAGAUGGACUAGCUUUUUGGGUUACCGUACCACCGACUGCUCUGUCCGGACGAACGUGGAAUUUAAGCUGUUUUAAGAUGGACUAGCUUUUUGGGUUACCGUACCACCGACUGCUCUGUCCGGAUGACCACUAAAGUACCCCCUCGUGCAGUAAGCCUAUGGUGUAAUGGGUCUUCUCAAGUACCCCCAUGGGUCCUAGUACCCCCCCGUGCAUUUAGCAGUAAGCCUAUGGUGUAAUGGGUCUUCUCAAGUACCCCCAUGGGUCCUAGUACCCCUGGUUGGGAACCAAUAGGCCAUUGUCAUGUUGAGCAGAAUCCAAACAAUGAUUCUGCUCCUACCAAUUCCAUUUCUGCGUUUACAUAGGGAGCCCAAUUCUGAUCUUUUGCCCAAGUAUUGUCAAAGGAUCUGAUCUGAUUGAUCAAAGAUUCAAUUAGUGAAAAAAAGAUCAGAAUAAGUCUGCCUGUCUGAACGCAGCCAGUGAGUGACGGAGUUGGCAUGAUGUGACAAACAGACUGGCACUAAAGACUGACUACUAAAUACUAGCUAAGCUUCUGCAAAUGUAUCCUGUUCACAUUUUUCCUUAUCAGAGAAAGACAAACCCAGGACCAUUUUUAAAAUGGGCUUUUCACUAGACUAAAGUAGCUUGUGCCUUUACUUGUCGCUAAGUCAGCAAUAUAGACACCAACCUCAGAUAAUUAUGAAUGAAAUAUAUUUUAUUAGACAGUAAAUAGGAUUUACAGUGCUAAUGUGAAAUGAGACAAAUGGCUAUAGAUUUUGAAAUCCAUGCCAAAUCAAAAUACCUAGCUAUAUAUUACUGUAUCUAUUUUGAUACUUCAUACACACUCUCCAUCUGUGUACUCAUCGUAAUAUAAAAUACUAGUAACUAACAUUUGUUGAACGACCAUCAAAUGUCCUCAGUGGAUUUUAACAUUCAUGUUAAUUGUUUAUUUUCUAUAGUUUCUGGUAAUACAUAAUACAUUGACAAUUUAGACAUACUUUUGUGUGAAGGACUAUUUGUAUAUGCAAUGAAUGAAUACUGUACAUGGACAAGACAUUCAGCUAAAUGUACAGUAUGAUAUUGAUACAAAUACUGAGGUUUAUUUCCAAAACCAAUUUCUGUCAAACCUCUGUCAGUAUUGAACUCCAAAAUGCCUUUUUCAGCCCAAUAUAUGCUAUUCUGAUUAUGGUGUGUUGAAUGAAGCUCUAUUGAAUAUAAAGAAGGGGGGGAAAGUUAACUGACAACUGUUUCAUAGUUUGGAACGCUGGUUCAAUGUUUCUAAAUGGCUUUAGCUUUAUAUUGCAUAUUGAAUGGGUGUGUGAACUGAAAAUAAAACUGCUACAUUUCCUGCA
Oncorhynchus kisutch (coho salmon) is the source of this 6503-nucleotide messenger RNA. Its product is annotated as protein FAM49A. Bases 1036 to 2007 code for a protein of 323 amino acids. The transcript is spliced from 12 exons. The record is from RefSeq and is a predicted model, not a curated record. Gene Ontology annotation, biological process: regulation of actin filament polymerization. Lineage: Eukaryota; Metazoa; Chordata; Actinopteri; Salmoniformes; Salmonidae. Gene Ontology annotation, molecular function: small GTPase binding.